AUGGAUGAACGAUGUUAUUCUUUUGUCCAAUACUCUUCCCUUGGAUCCUUUAAAGGUUUAAAGCUUAUCAUCAUAAGCGAAGGAAAGGCAAAGCUUUUUGAUUUGUCGGAAGAAUCAAGAAAGAUGCCCACUUUGAAUCUCUUUACAAAUAUACCAGUCGACACCGUCACAUGCUCCGACAUCCUCAAGGACGCUACUAAAGCCGUCGCUAAGAUCAUCGGCAAACCUGAAUCCUAUGUGAUGAUACUGCUUAACAGCGGAGUGCCGAUUGCAUUUGCCGGUACGGAGGAACCAGCUGCGUAUGGAGAGCUGAUAUCUAUUGGGGGAUUAGGAGCUGGCGUUAACGGGAAGCUUAGCGAGACGAUCGCUGAGAUUCUCCAAGUCAAGCUCUCUAUUGAUAGCUCCCGCUUUUAUAUCAACGACCCUUCUUCGGAUACAAUGGAUCAACUUUCUGAAACACGGGUUUCAAACGGUGACGAAGAGGCGAUUUCAACCUUUUACUGGGAGAGAAGAGUCGCUGUCAAUAAACCAAAGUUCGUUCUUUACCGGCCGUGCGACUUUACAAACGCGACUUGCUUCUCCGGCAAGCUAUUCGCGUCGCUGCUUAGUAUGACGGAGGAGAUCAAAUUCAGUGUUCUAGUGUCUCUCUUCAACUGGAUUCAGAAGAGCAAAACCUCUUCUCAGAAACGCUCCAAGUUCCGAAAGUUUCUCGACACCUACUGUAAACCCUCCGAUUACUUCGUCGCCGUCCGCCUCAUCAUACCGUCGCUUGACCGAGAACGCGGUAGCUACGGGCUCAAGGAGUCGGUUCUCGCCACGUGUCUCAUCGACGCCCUCGGAAUCUCUCGCGACGCUCCUGACGCCGUUCGCCUACUCAAUUGGCGUAAAGGCGGAACCGCUAAAGCUGGGGCUAACGCCGGCAACUUUUCGCUAAUCGCCGCUGAGGUAUUGCAACAAAGGCAAGGAAUGUCAUCGGGUGGGUUGAGUAUUAAGGAACUGAAUGAUUUGCUUGAUCGUCUAGCUUCGAGUGAGAACAGCGGAGAAAACUUCUGUUCUUUCAACUCUGAUUCAGAAGACGAAUGCGCAGGAAAUGAAGUGGAUUUGAAAUUGGGGAUGAGCGAGAAGAGCAUAUUCCAGGAGUUCCAUCCAGAUGCUGAGGACUUGUUUAAUGUCACGUGUGACUUGAAACUGGUCUGUGAAAAGCUGAGGGAUCGGCAUCAACGGCACAAGCGUCAGGAUAUAGAGGUUGGAAAAGCCGUACGGCCCCAGUUAGCUAUGCGCAUCGGUGAUGUAAAUGCUGCUUGGAAGAAGCUCCAUGGGAAAGAUGUAGUUGCUGAAUGCAAAUUUGAUGGGGAUCGCAUACAAAUACACAAAAAUGGGACUGGCAUACAUUACUUCUCUAGGAACUUCCUUGACCAUUCUGAAUAUGCACAUGCCAUGUCGGAUCUUAUUGUACAAAAUAUAUUGGCUGACAAGUGUAUCCUUGAUGGUGAAAUGUUGGUUUGGGAUACAUCUCUGAAUCGGUUUGCUGAGUUUGGUUCGAAUCAAGAAAUAGCCAAGGCAGCAAGGGAGGGUCUUGACAGCCAUAAACAGUGCCCACACUCCAGAAUCUCACAGCGGAACCAUUUUAGAGAUAUUAUUUUCCUUGACCUUGUACUAGAUGUUGCCUUUGAUGUUCUUUAUGUUGGAGAUACUAGUGUUAUCCACCAGAGUUUAAAAGAACGACAUGAGCUCCUGAGGAAAGUGGUUAAGCCUUUAAAAGGUCGGCUUGAAGUUUUGGUGCCUGAAGGUGGUCUCAAUGUUCAUCGCCCUUCAGGGGAACCAAGUUGGUCUAUUGUGGCUCAUUCUGCAGCUGAUGUUGAGCGAUUUUUUAAAGAAACAGUUGAAAACAGAGAUGAAGGAGUUCUGCUUAAAGACCUGGGAUCGAAAUGGGAACCUGGAGAUCGUAGUGGCAAGUGGAUGAAGCUGAAGCCUGAAUAUAUUCGGGCUGGUUCUGAUCUAGAUGUUCUUAUAAUAGGAGGAUACUAUGGCUCUGGGCGUCGUGGAGGGGAGGUAGCACAGUUUCUUGUUGCCUUGGCUGAUCGGGCUGAGGCAAAUGUGUAUCCCAGGCGAGUUGGCACUGGACUUUCUGAUGACGAGCUUGACACUGUUGUAAGCAAACUAAAGCCUUAUUUCAGAAAAAAUGAACACCCAAAGAAGGCUCCACCAAGCUUUUAUCAGGUCACAAAUCACUCAAAGGAGAGACCGGAUGUUUGGAUUGAAAACCCGGAGAAAUCAGUAAUACUUUCCAUCACUAGUGAUAUCAGAACAAUAAGGUCUGAGGUGUUUGUUGCACCUUACAGCCUGAGGUUUCCUCGUAUUGAUAAAGUAAGAUACGACAAGCCUUGGCAUGAAUGUCUUGAUGUGCAGGAUUUUGUGGAAUUGGUGAACUCGAGUAACGGCACCACACAGAAACAGAAGGAAUCUGAAAGCACACAGGAGCAUCCGAAAGUCAUAAAAUCCUCCAAGAGAGGAGAGAAAAAGAGCGUCUCUCUUGUCCCUCCUCAGUUUAUUCAAACUGAUGUAUCGGAUAUCAAGGGCAAGACCUCGAUCUUCUCGAAUAUGAUCUUUUAUUUUGUUAACCUGCCUCGGUCCCAUUCUCUAGAUACAUUCCACAAAAUGGUGGUUGAGAAUGGAGGAAAGUUCUCAAUGAACUUAAACAAUUCAGUGACUCAUUGCAUUGCAGCGGAAAGCAGUGGAAUAAAGUAUCAGGCAGCAAAGCGUCAGCGAGAUGUCAUCCACUUUUCAUGGGUUUCUUGCUCUUUUGAUGUCUCGUCUAAUGAAAAAGCUCCCACUUCUCGAAGGUACUUCCUCCAUCUCACUGAUGCUUCAAGGACAAAAUUACAGGAUGAAAUUGAUGAAUUUUCCGAUUCUUAUUUCUGGGAUUUAGACCUUGAAGGUCUCAGACAGGUCUUAAGCAAUGCCAAGCAAUUCGAAGACUCAAAAUCCAUUGAAUACUACAAGAAAAAGUUAUGUCCAGAGAAAAGAUGGUCCUGCCUCUUCGGCUGCUGCAUUUACUUUUACGCGUAUAGUCAAGCAUUAAGCACUGAAGAGGAAACUCUGUUGGGAAUUAUGGCUAAGAGAUUAGCGCUUGAAGUCUUAAUGGGCGGUGGUAAAGUCAGUAAUAAUCUUGCACAUGCGUCGCACCUUGUAGUCCUUGCAGAAGACUCUUUGGAUUUUACUACAGUUUCGAAAAGUGAAACGGAGAAACGUCAUCUGUUGAAGAGAAGGCUGCAUGUUGUUAGCUCGCAAUGGUUAGAGGACAGCUUGCAAAGAGAGCAAAAACUAUGCGAGGACGUCUACUCUCUGAGGCCUAAAGAUAUGGAAGAGUCUGAUACUGAAGAAUCAGAUAAAUGCGAACAUGAUACAACGGAAGUAGCUUCCUGUGGUGGUGCUCAAAUCGAAGAGCCAGUUUCCUCGCAAAUGGCAAUCACGAGUUCAAGAGGACGGUCAAAUACUCGAGCUGUUAAUAAAAGGGGAAGGUCUUCUACAAGCUCACUGAAACGAGUACAGAGACGCAGAGGCAAGCAGCCAUCUAAGAUAGGCGGAGAUGAAACAGAGGAGAGUGAUGCAUCUGAUGAAAAGGUGUCAACAAGACUCAGUGAUAUAGCAGAAGAGACCGAUUCGUUAGGUGAGGCCCAAAGAAACUCUAAGAGAGGAACAUCUGCAAAGAGAGGAAAGUCUCGUGUGGGACAAACCCAAAGAGUGCAGAGAUCACGAAGAGGCAAGAAGCCUUCAAAGAUAGGAGGAGAUGAGUCUGAGGAAAAUGAUGAUUUUGACGACAAGAAAAAUGAGUAUGCAGACGCGGAAGAGAGUAAUGCAGCUGGUAGAUUAGUGGAAGACAACGAAGAAACCCGAGACUCUGACAUAGCAAAGUACAAAGAAUCACUGCAAAGAGACAACACAGUAGCAGCUGGAGAGGCCUCACAAGAUUCUAGAAAUGCAUAUACAGAGAUGGAUACGAUAGAGAAGCAACAAAUCCAUGAGGAUCCAGUACAAGCUAUGUUGAUGGACAUGAUCCCAAGCCUCGGUCUGAAAAAGACAGAGACAUCAAACCGAAUCACUGAGGAAAGCAGAUUGGCUAAAGUUUCUGGUGAAUGCGAGUCUUCGGAGAAAAGAAAACUCGGCGCUGAGACUGAUAAUACUUCUGUGAACGCAGAGGCAGAGGCGGAGGCAGACGCAGUGCCUCCUCCUGUGAAGAAGAAGAAAGUUAGCUACCGUGAUGUUGCGGGAGAACUGCUCAAAGAC
This is a messenger RNA of Thlaspi arvense, 4287 nucleotides long. Lineage: Eukaryota; Viridiplantae; Streptophyta; Magnoliopsida; Brassicales; Brassicaceae. The record is from the annotation of a GenBank genome assembly.